Molecule: messenger RNA, 213 nt
Organism: Dictyostelium purpureum
Lineage: Eukaryota; Evosea; Eumycetozoa; Dictyosteliales; Dictyosteliaceae
Exons: 2
Coding region: 1-213 (70 amino acids)
Source: RefSeq, a predicted model, not a curated record
AUGAACUCGCAAGUUAAUAGAAUUAUGUGGUCUUCGGAUUUUAUAUACAGCAAUAAAUGGACUGCUACUUCACUUGGAAAAACUACCUAUUUAGAAAAAGAUAAUGGAUUAUCAAUGACUAGAAAUUUAUACGAACCAACUGCAUCAUUCUUUUCGCAACAAAUUUUGUUUUUAAUAUUUUUUAUAGUUUUAUUUUAUUUCACCUGUUGCUAA